Molecule: messenger RNA, 1134 nt
Organism: Colletotrichum karsti
Lineage: Eukaryota; Fungi; Ascomycota; Sordariomycetes; Glomerellales; Glomerellaceae
Exons: 1
Coding region: 1-1134 (377 amino acids)
Cellular component (GO): mitochondrion
Molecular function (GO): oxidoreductase activity
Source: RefSeq, a predicted model, not a curated record
AUGGCUUCUACCACACCUACAAACCUUGCCUUGAGCCUCACCGCGUUCGGUACACCUCCGGCCAAGGUCGAACUUCCCGUGCCACAGGCUUCUGCUGGCACCGUCAUCAUCCGAAAUUUAGCGACAUCUCUGACCUCCUAUAUGCAUCUCAUCCUGGAUGGCAAGCUGCCGCAGCACAACCUGCAGCUCCCUGUCAUUCCAAACCCGCCCUGCGUGGGACGCAUCCACACCGUCGGCCCGGAUGCCGUACGCCUCAAGCCCGGCGACCUUGUCUACAUCCUACCAAUGGUACAGGCCCGCGAUGAUCCCACCAUCAAGCUUGUUCAGGGUCACAUCUGCGGCACAAGUGACGGUGCCUACAAACUCUGGGAAGAGUGGAAGGAAGGUGCACUCCAGCAGUACACCAAGGUUCCUCUGGAAAAUUGCAUUCUACUCAAUGAGAACCGCUUGUGUGGAGAGCUCGGUUACAGCCCUGCGAUUCUGCAAUCUAUUGCAAACUACGCUGUCUCUGCAGGAGCUAUCAUUGAAGCCGCAAAGCUGAAGCCUGCCGAGACCAUCAUCAUCGGCCCCUCGUCGGGCAUGUUCAGCGGUCUAGCCGUUGAGAUAGCCCUGGCCCUUGGUGGUAACGUCAUUGCCCUCGGGCGAAGCGAGAGCAAGCUCGCGGCGAUGAAAAGAAAGAUUGGCGCUGAUCCAAGCCGUCUGCAGUACGUCGUGAUGACCGGAAACGACGAAUCAGACUACGAAGCAAUUAUGCAGCGGACACCGGGCGGGGCCGGAGCUGAGGUCUACAACGAUUGGACUCCCGAGGGCAGCGCGGGUGCUUUCUAUCUCGCAACUGCAGCUCGCACACUCAAGUUCAACGGUCGCGUCGUGCUGAGCGGCGGCACCACAGCCGGUCUUGAGGGUCUCAGCUAUGUUUCAGCAGUCAUGAGAAAUCUGCAAAUUCUUGCCAAGUGGGUUUGCAAUCGGGAAACGGUCGAGCAGCUGAUUGGUAUGGUGACGUGCGGAUUACUGAGGAUCGGGGUUGAAAGCGGCACUGUUGUGAAGGAAUUCACUCUGGAUGAAAUGAUGGAAGCAGUAGCUUACGCUCGGGAGAAUGUCGCAUGGAGACACUACGCUGUUGUGUGCCCGUAG